AUGAAAGCAAGAUUUGUUUUCUCCACAUUGUUGGCGGUUGUAGCGCAUCACCAAGUGUUGGAAUGUUUUGCGGAGCAAUAUGAGAUGCACAAUGGGGAAGGUGACACGUCACUCCUUAAUGAGCCCUAUGAUGACAGUGUCCGCAAUGAAGAAUCGGGUUUAGUAGGGAGUGCACCUCAAGAUUUUCCGUUGUAUAGUUCGAGAAACACAUCACUGAAAGGCAAGAAGUCCUCCGCUAAACUCCCAGAAAGUACAAUGAACAGAACGAGCUCGUUAACAAAUGGUAGGCAUAUUUUGCAGAAGAUGCGCUCUAAAAGCGCUGUUAUGAAAUCGCCAAGUAGCAAUGACAAUGCAGAUGAAAAGAAAGUAUUUAGGGUCAAAAAGACGGUAGAGAUUUUGAUUGAUGCACCUACGAGUAGUGCAAAGGGGGAUGGAGAUGCAGGUAGAAAUAUGAGCACGAAAAGUACGGUAGUGGAAGUACCUGACAGUUCGAGAUCAGACAUCGAUGUUACAGCUGAGGUUCCAAGUGCUGAAACGCAAUCAGAGAGGCCGGUGUAUGACGAAACAGUUGUGCCAAAGAGUUCACCUCCGGAAUUUGGAAUGGAAGGUGAUACCGUCAAGAACCGCUUGCCCCAAAGUGCCAUGCAAUACGAAGACGAGAAAACCGGUAUGGUCAGAGAAGAUGAGGAUGGCCUCCUUUUUAAUAACGGUGUCAAAGAGUUGGAUUACAGUGAGACAAUGUCGAGUCAAAAGGUAGAGCCCACACUGGAACCAGAUGCUGAUGGCUCUGCAACCUAUGAAACAUUUCCUUUGAGUACCGAAGAUGGAUAUGAUUCGCAAAAUGCUAUCCGUAGGUCACCUGUGGAAUCUGACAGCGAUGUAUAUGAAUCUUCAUCCGGAAUGGUUAUGCCCCACCACCGAAGCUCAAAUCCACUGCAUCCAGAAGAUGGUACAGGGGAUGAUGAGGGUCAUGGCAGGCGAGAUGGAUCAAUAGUGCGCGGCAAUACGCGUGUGAAGCAUGGCUACCGACUCGGUGGAUUGAAUGAGCCGUCUAAUUAUUUUGCGCCUGCAAGGUACGCAGAUAAUACUCAUCACCGAGGCUUACAUAAGGGAGGCGUUAAAGCACACCACAGAAAGCGCAGCACAAAGAAACACUACAACAAAUUGGGAGACGAAUAUUUGACCAACUAUCGCUCCGAAUUGAAAGAAAAUUCACCAAGGCGCAAGAAGAUGGCGCGUAGUGAUUCCACGGGUGAUGUAACUACAGAAGCAGCGGAGAGAAGUAUCGACCCAGAAUCAUCUUCCAUCGAAGUGGAUGUAAUUGGAGAUGAUAAUUCUGAUGGAGAUAUGACCAAUGAAGUGUCAGGAGUUCCGGUUUACCCGCAGAUGCUGGAGAAAGAGGCCACCGUAGAUACGGAGACGGCUAACGCCGACGUUGAUGAGGACACGAUGCCCAUUGAAGAGGAUUCUGAUGCUAUAGAAACUAGUGACAGCCCUAAAAUGGAGAGCGAAUUGUCGAGUGAUUCAUCUGACACAGUUGAUGAAAUUGAACCUGACGAAAUAUCCGAUGGCACUGCUCUGAGGGGCCUCCGCUCCAAGGGUCGUAAAGCGCCCAAGAAAAUUGCGAAACCAGCGAAAUCCAAGGCGCCCAAGAAAAACAAAAAGAAGCCCGUGAACAAACGUAAACGUGGGGAUAAGAAAGCGAAAAGGAGUAAGCGGUUAGAGAAAAAGAGGAUGGCCCGUGCUGAAAGGAAAAGGUCAGAGAAAGCUGCUAAGCAAGCGAAAAUAGCGGCGAAGAAAUCUCGCAAGGAGGCUAAAAAGGCGGCUAAGGAUGUGAUUGUCUUGGAAAACAGUACUACGGAUGAUGUUAACGUAAUCGCCGCUCCGUCGGAAACAGCUGCUCCUAAAAGCACGUCAGACUCUCCAAAUGACGGCAAGACAGGUUCAGAUGGAAACGAUCCACCGAUCUCAGUGAAAGCAAUCGCGGAUAGCACAGAAAAAGCGACUACAUCGGAGGAAAACAGCGCAGAUGCUGGCAAAGGGCCAGCUGACAGUGCAACAUCAGAUAACACUGUAAGCCUCAAUGGUUCCAAUAAGGCAUCUGUCGCAAGUUUUGAAGACACAUCUAUGAGUGCAGACGACACGGCAGAAGGCAAUGCAGCCGAGAAGGACAAUACGCCAGAUGUCGAAUCUCCGAGUUCAGACGAGGGAGAUGAAGAUGAGAUGAGUGACAGUCAGGAGGAUCUUGAUGAAGAAUCGGAAGCCGACGACGUUGACGAAGACGACAGUGAAGAGGUAACUCAUCUCUGA
Messenger RNA from Babesia bigemina, 2310 nucleotides. RefSeq lists its product as hypothetical. Bases 1 to 2310 code for a protein of 769 amino acids. Lineage: Eukaryota; Apicomplexa; Aconoidasida; Piroplasmida; Babesiidae. The record is from RefSeq and is a predicted model, not a curated record. The transcript has a single exon.